Molecule: messenger RNA, 1101 nt
Organism: Ricinus communis (castor bean)
Lineage: Eukaryota; Viridiplantae; Streptophyta; Magnoliopsida; Malpighiales; Euphorbiaceae
Product: zinc finger protein 7
Exons: 1
Coding region: 339-962 (207 amino acids)
Source: RefSeq, a predicted model, not a curated record
GAUGAGUCAGGGAUCCUAAGCUUUGAUACAAACCAAACUCUAUUAGUUGACAUAAGCAUUUGCCCCCUUUAAAUAAGUAAGCAUCCAUUGAUGUGGGAUCCCCAUAUAAAAUUUAUUAUAUUACCCAGAAUACAAAAUAAAUAAUAAAAAUUAAUAGUAUCCUCUUCCAUUAUCAUUUUGCUUUCUCACACCUCUCUUCUUGUCCAUUAACUUCCCCUCUUUUCUUUCACUCUCUUAUUUAUAUAAGAGUACCAGGCACCAACAAUACCCUUUACCCACUAUAUCACAAAGUUCCCAUAAAUUACUUUUGUCUUGCAACUUCAAAGUUCAGCUGUGCCAUGACCUUUCAAAGGGAAGAACAAGAAACAGCAGAGAUAUCCUCACUCAAUAGUCACGAUGCUGAAUCAAAACCUACCAACAUCGAUCACAGAGGAAGUGAUGUAGAUGAUAACAUAAAAGAAUGGUUAAGUCUAGGACUUAGCAGACGUGAUCCUGUCAGCACUGCGACUGGGGACUGUGAGCCUGAAUCAUCAUCAUCGAAACCGGCUACUUCUGCUGCUGCUGCCAGUACCAAGAAGGUGUUCUCAUGCAAUUUUUGCAUGAGAAAAUUUUAUAGCUCACAAGCAUUAGGCGGUCACCAAAAUGCACACAAGAGAGAAAGAGGAGCUGCUAAGAGGUUCCAAUCUCAUAGAAUGAUGAUGGCAAGUCCUGUAGGGUUCCCUUUCAAUCCUUUAUCAGUUAGAUCGCUCGGCGUUCAAGCUCAUUCGCUUGUACACAAACCUAGCAGAGAUGGGUCUAAUUCAGUAGCUCGAUUCAGCAACGCAAACACAGGUUUUGGCUUAGCAUGGACACCAUUUAUGCUUGAAGAAGCAAUGGACUUCGUCUGGCCAGGAAGCUUUCGUGUGGAUAGAGAACAAGCAGCUUCAGAUUUGCAUAAGCUUGACUUGAAUCUUAGCUUGUAAUUAUGCAAAUUUUUCUUUUUCUCUUUCCUUUAUAAUUUUUUUUUUUUCCUAAUAUUCCCUUUUUCUAAUAUUAAUAUAUCAUCUAUGUAAUAUGUUAGAUGUGAACACUCAUGAAAUAAAAGAUACUAAUUUUAGUGUA